AUGGUUCUCGAUGACAUGAGUAGUAUCGACAAACAGCCAGAAGAGGACAGUUUGAGCGAAGACGACGAGGAGCAAGAUUCAAUUAGGCUGCUGGCAACCAAAUGUAACGACCUCUUUGACAGCAGUCUAGCACGAACUGCCGGCUCUGAUCGAGCACUUCCUCCCCUAGCUCUGCGCUUCUUCGGCGACUAUAAGCGACGUUUCCAAGGUUGGUGUUGGUUCAUGUGUGUCAUAACGGAGCACGAGAAUGAGUCUCUCGACUAUCGCCUGCGAAACGACGCCUGGUUACAUGAUGUGAUCAUGCGGUACCUUGACAUCCUCCUAGAUAAUUUACUAUUUGUGGACCGCUCCCAAUUACAGGGUAAUGACUACGACUCUUGCAAUAACGAAACCGAAUUACCGUCCGUUUUGCAAGUGGGGUUCACUGGAAUCAGGGAGUCUGUCGAUCGUCUCAACAAACUUGGUGUCAAUAGGAUGACUUCCUCGAGAUCUAUUUUCGUCGCAAGCGCAAGGAGAUUUGCUACUCAGCACCCCGACCUUGUUCGAUUGUCCGAUUUCGAGCUUCGAGCAUACAUUGCUGUCUACAAUCUCUACCCUAGUGCUCCUGAAAGCCUGCGACAGCAGCUCUCGGAUUCGAUGACAGACAGAUAUGCCAAACUUUGCUACGAAGCAAACAUAACAAGAAGGUUCCAACCACCUAGCUCUUCAAAGGUCGAGUCUCGGCAGCAACAGAACGACAAAGACGAUGUCCAACCUAACGAAUAA
Aaosphaeria arxii CBS 175.79 is the source of this 765-nucleotide messenger RNA. RefSeq lists its product as uncharacterized. The record is from RefSeq and is a predicted model, not a curated record. Lineage: Eukaryota; Fungi; Ascomycota; Dothideomycetes; Pleosporales. The coding region runs from base 1 to 765 and encodes 254 amino acids. The transcript is spliced from 2 exons.